Messenger RNA from Lucilia cuprina (Australian sheep blowfly), 419 nucleotides. RefSeq lists its product as uncharacterized. Bases 66 to 419 code for a protein of 117 amino acids. The transcript is spliced from 3 exons. The record is from RefSeq and is a predicted model, not a curated record. Lineage: Eukaryota; Metazoa; Arthropoda; Insecta; Diptera; Calliphoridae.
UUUGCGCGCCUUUUGUAAAAUAUAUUUUGUGAUUUACCAAUUAGAGAACUUGAAAAUAUUUUAAAAUGAGAAUUUGCUAUUUGUGUAAAACUAAAUAUCCCAAGGGAAGCGGAAUUUUGUUCUGUGUACCCAGGGAUGAACAUACUCGUGGAAAGUGGGGCGAAAUUUGUGGAAAAAUUUUCACAGCAAACGCCCGGAUUUGCGAUAAACAUUUCUUGUCAUCCAGCAUUAUAAAUGUUGGUGGCAGAAAUAGUUUAUUGCCAAAUGCGGAACCAGUGUACAUUAAUGUACAUUGUUCUGAACCAUUUAUGGGACAAUGUGUUUCAACUUCUAUGGAGAUUGAAGAUGUCAAUCCUUCACAUGGAGAUAUUUCUAUUGAAGGAACGUCAUUUAUGGAAAUGGUGAUGCCAGAAGAUUAA